Molecule: messenger RNA, 2844 nt
Organism: Diospyros lotus (date-plum)
Lineage: Eukaryota; Viridiplantae; Streptophyta; Magnoliopsida; Ericales; Ebenaceae
Product: arogenate dehydratase/prephenate dehydratase 1, chloroplastic-like
Exons: 10
Coding region: 444-1733 (429 amino acids)
Biological process (GO): L-phenylalanine biosynthetic process
Cellular component (GO): cytoplasm; chloroplast
Molecular function (GO): arogenate dehydratase activity; prephenate dehydratase activity
Source: RefSeq, a predicted model, not a curated record
UUGAAAUCCUCUGCGCCUGAAUUCCCUGCACGGAUAGCCUAUAAGAGAACACAAAAAAGUAUACAUUCAAGCUAAUAGACAUCUACUUGCUCGCAAUAUUUAUGUAUUUGUUAUGUACUUGAGCAGAAACUGAUGAAAAGGCUCUGUUUGUGUCUUGUGUGUGGAAAUUGGUAGAGGCGUGCGUGUUGCCAGCCUUCUGCUCACCUACCUUCUUCGUCUUCUCUAUCUGUUUGGUUACCAGAGAGAAUUGGAAUUCCAAUUAUUGGCAAGAAUUCUUGGGCUCUACUGGAGGAAUUCCGCUUCUCACCGCUUGACAAUGCCUUCCCAAUUCAACUCUACAAAACCGAACUUGAAGCCUCACAGCAACAAGCCUCACGGGUGCUCUGUCUCUGUGUAGCCGUCUCUCUUUCUCUGUGCAUUGGGCGCAUUUCGGGUUGGUGCAAAUGAUGGCUUUGAAGGCUGCCCCAAUCUGGGCAUGCGCCAAAUAUUCUUGCACUCAACUGGGUUUUGCAGAUUUGGGAACCAGGCGUUCUGGGUCGGGUUCGAACCUUAGGUUCGAUCUUGACAAGAUUCGGAACUGGGAAUGUUGCGGGGGGGUUUUGACUAAAAGGGCAAAGACGCCUGUUGAAGAUGAGAAGCCAAUGGCACCUGGGCUUGAUGAUGCGCCUGUUGAGAAUGAUCAGACAAAUGUCACUGAAUCUAGAGGGUUUCACAGAGAUUUGAACUCUCUUCCAAGACCCUUGUCAACAACCGAUCCUUUUUGUUCUCCAAGUGAUGGUUCAAAAGUGCGUGUUGCUUAUCAGGGUGUACCAGGUGCAUAUAGUGAGGCUGCCGCACUCAAAGCAUACCCCAAGUGUGAGACUGUCCCAUGCGAUCAGAUUGAGGCUACAUUCAAGGCAGUUGAAUUGUGGCUAGUGGACAAGGCCGUACUUCCCAUCGAGAAUUCUGUAGAUGGAAGCAUCCAUCGCAAUUACGACCUGUUGCUUCGUCAUAGACUUCACAUAGUAGGGGAGGUACAGUUGUUUGUUAAUCAUUGCCUUUUGGGGUUGCAAGGAGUGAGAAAGGAGGAAAUAAAGCGUGUUUUGAGCCAUCCUCAGGCACUAGCCCAAUGUGAAAUGACACUGAACAAGUUAGGAGUUGUAAAAGUUAAUGCUGAUGAUACAGCCAGUGCUGCUCAGAUUGUAGCCUCUGAUGGGCUGAGAAAUACUGGAGCAGUUGCAAGCGCUCGAGCUGCAGAGAUCUAUGGACUUGACAUUCUUGCCAAAAGAGUACAGGAUGAUUGUGAUAAUAUUACUCGUUUUUUGAUACUUGCAAGAGAACCAAUAAUCCCAGGAACAGUCAGGCCCCAUAAGACGAGUAUUGUCUUCACCCUAAAAGAAGGCCCUGGGGUGCUAUUCAAAGCACUGGCAGUCUUUGCUUUGAGGGGCAUUAACUUGACAAAGAUUGAAAGCCGACCACAGAGAAAGGAUUCAUUGAGGGUGAUUGAUGACUCCAGCAAAGGCAGCGGAAACUGGUUGACUGUGUACGGGGGAGAACCUGGUUACUGCAAGGUCAUGGGAUUAAUUCACACUCCACAUGGAAGUGUCAGUUGUUGCUAUUCGAGGGGCCAUGGCCCCCACCUUUGGGCGGCAACUUAUCUGGUCCUGCUGUUGAGGCCGCAGUGGCUAGACCUGUGGUUUAUAGCGAGGGUGGGAUGCACCGGCCAAAGUUGUCUAAGAAGGCGGGGACCCUGAAACUCCACGAUUAAAAAAAAAAAAAAAAAAAAAAGAAGAAGAAGAAGAAAUAGCUGACUGCUAACCUCAUUCAAGGGAAAUUUUCAACACCAGUUGUGGCAUUGUUUUUAAAUUAGUAGAAGUGGAAAUGUGUAAUUCAUGAAAUAUGGCAGCUCAUUAUCUAGGUUGUAUUACGAGAUAUCAAAAACCAGUCAUUGUUGGGUAAUGCCAUUGUGGGUAUAUUUCGCAUACUUUCUAUCCCCAAUUAGACCAUUGACAACAAGUGUCUCUGUCGCUCUAUUGAUCAUUACCAAACUUAGAUACCACUAAUAAAAUCCCAUGUAGCAUCGAACCCUUGUCUCAAAAUUCAUUGUUCAUAUUCUGUUCCAUUUUUUGAACUAGAUAAGAUAUUCCAUGGAAAUGAAGGCUAGUCUGCUAUCUAUUCCUGAAAUUAUUGACUUCCAAUCUGGAACUUGACCAAUGAAUAUCUAUAUAAAAGGCCCAAUAGAACCAAGGAUAUCUCCUAUACCAGUAUUGGCCAGUUCGCAAUGGCAGGGGGUGAAGCAUAAAACUAUAAACGCACUUAUCAAGUACAUUCAUUGUUUUCUCAAUAAUAAACACACUUGGUAGGUGCAUUUAUUGUUUACAUCAAUAAGAGCGCUUGCCAACUGUCAAGUGCAUUUUUGUUUCAUCCUACAAACGCCCUUGCUUUGAUACCUUGUUUGUGUGGUAGCUGAUGGUGCGACAACCCCAAUACUAGAUUGUUAAUUAUUUUCAACUCAAUACUGUUUCAAUAACGUUUUUUUUUUUAAAUAAUACUAUUUAAAAAAAAAACUAAAAGGAAAGUUGAAUUUGGAACAAGCGUCGCUUGUUAUUUGGAGCUUGAGAAAUAUAAAUGGGGCGGUGAAUGCAUUCGAGUCUUUGCUUGUAUUUGCUAGCCUUGAUUUUUCCCCUGGAAAGCAGAUAUGAAUAAGAUGUUAUAUGAGUUUCCAUAUUUGAUUUAUGGAAGGCCAACAAGUUCUCUCAGAAGAUAUAUGUAGAGAUAGAUGGUAACUAGAGGCAUGGUGUUAAUAGCACUUUUGUACUGGUGACUAGUUAGUUUCUUUUGCUCAGCUCAAGUGACAAGUUUCUA